UAAGGUUCUCAGCUUCCAUUUUCUACAAGAAAAGAAAUAAUAAUUUAUCCAAAUCUAUAUCUCCUCUCCGAUUUGAUUUUGUUUUCAAAAUACAUUCUUUCAAUCAGAACGAAGACGACAACAAUGGAAGAACUUUUCCCAUCCUUGCCUGAAGAAUGCUGGGAAUUGAUCUUCAAUUUCCUCCUCCACCGCCGUCACACCCACCAUUUAGAAUCUCUAUCACUCGUCUGUAAGCAAUUCUUCUCCAUCACCAACAAGCUUCGAACUACACUCAGAAUCUCCGAUUUAACUAUCCCCGCUAUUCCCCGCAUAUACUCCAGAUUCCCCAACCUCAAACGGAUUGAUCUUAGCCACUUCAACGGCGUUCUCGAUGGCAUUCUUGUUGGAAUCGCACAAUCCGGAUUGGAUAUUGAGUCGCUCGAUAUCUCUAAUCAGAAGACUAUUCCGGUUGAUGAUCUAAUGGUAUUUGGAUCGGCGAUGCAGAAUUUGAGGGUUUUGGUUUGUUCUAAGAUUAAGUUACUACCUGAUGAGCAUCUGGUUGUGAUUGGUAAAGCGUUUCCGAAUCUUGAAGAGCUCGAUAUUAGUUAUCCUACUAAUGUUCUCGGUUAUCAUAAUUUCGUUGAGAUUGAGGGUGAAGUUACGGAUUCGGGGUUUCUCGCUUUGAUUCAGAGAUUGCCGCGUCUUUGUAAGGUAAAUCUCUCUGGAAUUACGUUUGUUACUGAUAAAUCACUUCUAGCUCUAGCAACGGGAUGUAUGAUGCUUAGAGAAAUAGUGAUUUGUGAUUGUGAUUUCAUUACUCGAUCGGGUAUUGCAAAGGCCCUGUCCCAGAACCCUAAUUUGCGUUCAAUUUCCGCAAAUUGGGUAGGGAUGCCCUCUAUUCGUUCCGAUCUUAUUCAAUGGUUUGAUUCUUUGCAAAAUUUAACUUCUCUUGUUCUUUACGAUUCAAAUAUUUCGGAUGAAGUCCUGAAUUCAGUAGCAAAUUCAUGUUUGUCAUUGAAGAAGUUCGUUCUUUCACGUUGUAGCAACUUUUCGUUAUCUGGAAUUUUGUUGCUGUUGUACAAGAAUCUUCCGAUUGAAUGGUUUGGUCUUGAAGCAGCUGAAUUCCUAACUGAUGAAUCUGUAAAGGAGUUAUCAGAAUUUCUCCCAAUGGUGAAAUUCAUAAACCUUAGCAAUUGCUCUAAUCUGACCUGUUCCUCCUUGUUCAUCCUGGCGAGAAACUGCCCUGCUUUAACUAAUAUAAACAUGAAGAAUGUUAAUCUCAAGAACGAACACUACACAACAGAUUUUGUCAACAGUCAACUAAUGUCUCUGGAUUUAUCCGAGAACAAGAAUUUAUGCAACGAGGGACUGGGAAAAAUUGCUUCCAGUUUUCCAAAUUUGGAGCUGUUGAAACUGAACCAUUGUGGAGGAAUCACAGACGAAGGAAUUGGAGAGGUUCUGAGUGUAUGCACUAAGAUUAGGCAUUUGGAAUUGAAUUUCUGUACGGGAAUCAAGAACAUAGUGAUGAAGUUUCAACUUUCAGCAAUGGAGGUACUAAGAUUACAGAGAUUAUUAAUUGAGGAUUCAACAUUAGCAAUGGUUGGAAGAAGAUGCCCUUCUUUAAUUCAUCUGGAUUUGUUGGGGUGUACAAAAGUGACAACAGAAGGGGUGAUGGAGGUGGUGAGAAAUUGCAGAGGAUUGAGGGAAAUUAACAUUUGGGAUUGCUGUGAAAUUGGUGUCGGUAUUGUUCCAUUGAUGGUUUUCUCAAGGCCAUCUCUGAGGGAGAUAGUGCAAACCAAUUCUCUUCUUAGUGCUAAUCUAAAGAAUUUUUUCUUGAGCCAUGGAUGUGUGGUCUACGAUGAUGGAUCUUUCUGGGAUCUAAAGGGCUUCUCCUAGAAUAGUCUCUUGUGAGUUUACUGCUUCCUUCCUGCUAUGGCUGAAGUCCUAAUUGGAGAGAGAGAUUUGGUCAUCUAUGCCUUAACAGGCAGGUUAGCCGUUCUAAUUCAUUUCAAAUUCUCUCUUUUAGGCUAAACUUAUCAUGAUCUAAUUGUACAUUGAGAUUAUAUUUGAGUAAUCGCAUAAUUUGAUAAUUACGUA
This is a messenger RNA of Cucumis melo (muskmelon), 2076 nucleotides long. RefSeq lists its product as uncharacterized. Gene Ontology annotation, cellular component: SCF ubiquitin ligase complex. The transcript has a single exon. Gene Ontology annotation, biological process: SCF-dependent proteasomal ubiquitin-dependent protein catabolic process. NCBI's taxonomy places the organism in Eukaryota, Viridiplantae, Streptophyta, Magnoliopsida, Cucurbitales, Cucurbitaceae. Gene Ontology annotation, molecular function: protein binding. The record is from RefSeq and is a predicted model, not a curated record. The coding region runs from base 124 to 1875 and encodes 583 amino acids.